Messenger RNA from Laccaria bicolor S238N-H82, 1206 nucleotides. RefSeq lists its product as uncharacterized. Gene Ontology annotation, biological process: protein modification process. NCBI's taxonomy places the organism in Eukaryota, Fungi, Basidiomycota, Agaricomycetes, Agaricales, Hydnangiaceae. The transcript has 6 exons. The record is from RefSeq and is a predicted model, not a curated record. Gene Ontology annotation, cellular component: P-body. Bases 1 to 1206 code for a protein of 401 amino acids.
AUGGAAAUAUCCGCCGAAGUUGUAUGGCCCUCCGCUCCUUUGACCCUUUCUCUCGUCCACAACGCUCUCAAUGCCCUUGACAUUCAAAUCACUGAUUCACCCUCAAAGUUCUUUCUCCAGUGGUCUACCUACGAUUCCCUCGACCAUGAGCGUGCCCAUUUCAACCGCUCUACUGUCUUAUCCUCAAGCUACACCUUUCGCAAAAGUCUGAUUCGAAAGCAUUUCCUUUCCAGAGCGAUCUACGCAUAUCUCAAGAAGAAUCCAAAAUCUUUGUUAUCUAACGCCGCUCCCAAAACAUACGAGAUCGAAUUGUCUUUUGCUGACGAGCUCGAUGAAAUGUGGACCGAUGAACUCUGGGAUCUGGGGGCCGAACUCGAAAACCGUUCUUGGUGGAUUUUGAAACCGGGAAUGGCUGACCGAGGAAUGGGAAUCAGGAUAUUCAACAGCAAAGACGAUUUGCAACAUAUUUUCGAGAAUUUUGAAUCCCAGGAUACCGAUGACGAAGACGGUUCUGAGGAAGAAGAUGCCAGUGGAACAGCCGUAGUAACUUCUCAACUACGCCAUUUUGUCAUCCAGGAGUAUAUUUUGAACCCUCUGUUGCUAGACCCAUCUGAAUUUCAUCUAAGAGUUUAUUGCGUCGCCGUAGGAGCUCUGAAAGUGUAUGCGUACAAUCGCAUUCUUGCCCUCUUUUCCGCUGUUCCCUACAAGCCCCCUCAAGCCGUGCCUUCAGUUGAGGGAGAUCAUUCAUCAGUAGAUCUGGCCUCUCACCUGACGAACACCUCCCUUCAAGUCAACGGCGGCGAGCAGAGUGAGGGAGAUCCACUGUUUACCACAGCAAAUUUCGAAGACAUUGUACAAAACCUUGGCAAGGUUUUGGCAGAGACCUUCAAAGCAGCAUUAGGAAAUCCAGUGCAUUUUCAGCCACUUCCGAACGCAUUUGAGCUAUAUGGUGUCGAUUUCCUCGUCAGCCAUACUCCAUUCGAAACGUCCUCCCCACUCCAAGUAAAGAUAUUAGAGAUCAAUGCUGAGCCUGCUAUCGAGUUAACUGGGGCGCGUUUGACUUGGAUUUUGGAAGACCUUUUUGUGGCGAUUGGGAAACUAUGUGUAGAGCCAUUCUUUAGUGAAGGUAAGUCGGAUGAUGAAUGGAGGGUGGGAGAUGUCCGUCAUAACCUUGUAAAGUGUCUGGAUGAGGAAGUGAGAAAAUAG